CUCAUGACUUCAGCCAGUGUCUCGCGGGUGUGACGUCACGUGGUUUCUCUUCCAUUACUGGUUUUGGUUUAGCGAGAGGAGACCACAUAGCUAACUAGCUUAAUUUUAUUUUCAGCUAAAAGCAGAUAUUUCAAGUUAACCCGCAGAGUUAUCGCGACUGAUUCAACACUAAACAUUUGUCACCGCCUAUUUCUUCCGACGUCGUUGUCGCCGCUACCGGAGAAAGCAGAGCAGAGCCAUGUACAAUGGCAUUGGUCUGACCACUCCGCGGGGCAGCGGCACCAAUGGCUAUGUGCAGCGCAACUUGUCAAGCCUGCGUGCCAAGCGUCCACGGGAUGAGCGUGGUGGCGAGCGGGACGAGAAGGACCGGGAGAGGCUAGAGAGCCAGCUCAACCGGCAGCCCAAUGCCGACAUCCUGGAGCACCAGAGGAAGAGGCAGCUGGAGGUCAAGUGUGCUGAGCUCCAAGACAUGAUGGAGGAGCAAGGGUACUCUGCUGAGGAGAUUGAGGAGAAGGUGAACAGUUUCCGACUGAUGCUGCAGGAGAAGCAGGAGCCGCUGCCAGUCACAACCGAGAAGUCAACGGUGACGGAGACUCACGCUCUGGCUGCAGCCAACCAGCAGAAGAAUGACCGGCUUCGCGCUGCCUUUGGCAUUGCCACCGACUACGUGGAUGGAUCGUCCUUCCACCCUGACCGCAAGGAGAGGGAGAAGGAGAAGAGAGAGCAGGAGCGCCUGGAGAGGGAGAAGCAGCAGCAGCAGCAGCAGCAGAAAUAUGUGUUGGUGGAAGAAUCAGAUGAUUCAGAUUCCCCUCCGAGGAAACAGAGUCGGAAAAAGAAAAAGAAAAACAAGAGCAGAGACAGUUCAGAGAGUCCCUCCCCAUCUCCUCACCGAGAAAAAAAGAAGUCCAAAAAGAAGAAAAAGAAACGGGAGGCAUCAGAGGACGAGGAUGACAAGGGGAGCUCUUCAGAUGAGAAGCACAGGCAGUCCAAGUGGAAACGCAAGAGACAGAGUGACAGCAUGACUCCUCCAAAAGCUAAGGCUAGGCGGCACAGGAGUGCCUCUUCCAGCUCUGCUCACAGCCAGUCUCCUGCCCCACUGAGAUCACGGCAACAGGACCAGGCAGCGAGGAGAACGGAUGAGGGCAGGAAGGGAAGAUCCCCUGACAAAAGGAAGCGGGGACAUGAGGAGCACAGCCCACAUCGGCAGGAUGGCAGAGGGAAAUCUCCAAGGCCGCACAGUUCCCCUGAACGUCAGCAGAGGGCCAACCAGGAGAGACAAAGAGAGCAGAUGAGGGAGAAUGACAAAGACAAGAUCUACAAGAGGAGACAUGACUCUUCAUCCCCCUCUCCAGCUCCACAGCCAGAGAAAGGCAGACAUUCAAGGAGCAGGGAGAGAGAAAAAGAGAGGCUUUCAAGAAGCAAUCAGAAGGAGAGGGAGAAGGAGAGACGUUCAAGAAGCAGAGAAAUGGAGAGGGAGAAAGGGAGGCGUUCAAGAAGUCGAGAAGAGAGAGAGAAAGGGAGGCGUUCAAGAAGCAGAGAAAUGGAGAGGGAGAAAGGGAGGCAGUCAAGAAGCAGAGAAAUGGAGAGGGAGAAAGGGAGGCGGUCAAGAAGUCGAGAAGAGAGGGAGAAAGGGAGGCGGUCAAGAAGUCGAGAAGAGAGGGAGAAGGGGAGGCGGUCAAGAAGUCGAGAAGAGAGAGAGAAAGGGAGGCGGUCAAGAAGCAGAGAAAUGGAGAGGGAGAAAGGGAGGCGGUCAAGAAGCAGAGAAAUGGAGAGGGAGAAAGGGAGGCGGUCAAGAAGCAGAGAGGAGAGGGAGAAAAGGAGGCGCUCAAGAAGCAGAGAGGUUGAGAGGGAGAAAGGGAGGCGCUCCAGAAGCAAAGAGAUUGAGAGGGAGAGAGGGAGACGUUCAAGAAGCAGAGAGGAGAGGGAGAAAGUCAAAGCAAAGGAGAGAGUCCCACAAAGGACCAGACAUGACUCCUCCUCGUCUCCAUCUCCAUCUCCUUCUCCUCCGCCUCCUAAAAAGGAUACCAGAAAGGCCAAAAGUAGAGAAAUGGAACGGGACUCGGACAAGAAGAAGUGGGACAAAAAGUCAAGACAUGACUCCUCAUCACCCUCACCACCACCAGAAAAAGAGAGGGCAAGGAGAGAGAGGAGUGGAGAAAGAGAGCGCAGGAUGGAUAGAGAUCCACAGCCAAGGAUGCCAAAUGACAGAGAUAACAGGAAUGAGACUGGGAGGGGACGGGAGAGAGAAGUGUCUCCUCAUCGACAGAAAAAUGACAGAGGGAGGGCUGGGCACCCAUCCCGUGAUUCCUCAUCACCUGCCCCUUGCUCACCUCUCACCAGUGGGCCUCAGAGAGAGAGGGACGAUGAAAGCAGAAGAGAAAGGGCAAAGGAUCAGGAGGGGAGGUCUAGGGAGAGGGAGAGGGAUCUGAAUAGGGAGAAUAGAAAGGAGAGGGAACAGGAGAGAGACCAAAGCCAAGAAACUGGAAAAAAGAGAGGUGAAGUGAGGUCUAGCCGACAGUCUUCUGCUGCUCAACAGCCACCCUCCCGAUCCUCAGAUGAGCAUAGAUCGGAAAGGAAUUGUGAAGCAGAACAGAGGACAGACCGAUAUGAGAAAGGGGGGAAACAAAAGACCAGAGACAAACAAGAGCCGGGAAAAGGAACAAAGCCCUCCACGGAAGGACAGACGAGAGGAACAGGAGAAACAAGCCAAGAAAGGAAGAGAGGGCAGCAGCAACAGCAGUAUAGUAGCAGCAGCAGCAGUGACAGCGACAGUGACAGCUCCUCCUCCUCCUCUUCAUCCUCCUCAGACUCUUCAUCUUCAUCCUCAUCCUCUGAAGAUGAGGGCAAGGCAAAGAAGGCUGGCUCGGCAGGAAAAGAAAAAGGUAGCCCAGUAAAAAGCGCGCCACCUGCUGUUGGUGCCCCUGUUCAUAGGUAUUUAGCUAAUGGUGCAAGAGAAAGUUCUGCCUCCGAGAGUGCCUCUGAUGGACAAAGACAAGGCUUGAAGGACAGAGCGGGAGAACGGCGUACACCAUCAGACAGGAUAGGACCUCCUCACAGAGUUCCUGCAGAGGACUAUGGCCCUCGAUCAAGAGGGCAGGAGCGUUACAGCCCCACACAGGUGGACAGCCCCAGUCCACCUCCCUCCCCACCCACCAAAGCAGCCACCAGUAGAGGCAGCAAUCGGUACUCCCCGACCAGCUCUGAGAGUAGGCGAGGCAGGGAGAAAGAGCAGAACAGGAAGUCCAGUCCCUCAGCUCAGAUGCAGAGGUUGCACUCCCCUUCGCCAAAAACCUACGCCUCAUCCCCGGCCCGUCGCACUCCACCACGUCAGUACCAGGACCUACCUUCCCGAUCGAGGAGAGACUCCCCUCCACCGGUCUGGUCAAAUCGGGAGAGGGAAAGGCAGAGGGAGAGAGAGAAGGAGAGGGAUAGAGACAGAGAGAGGGAGAGGGAGAGGGAGAAGGAGAGAGAGAGGAGCAGAGGAGGGAGGGAUAGAGAGCGAGAUCGGCCAGCCAGACGAAGCAGGUCCAGGUCUAGAAGCCCAAGGAGGCGUAGCCCCCCCAGCAGGUCCUGCCGCUCUCCCUCACCACAGCGGCGAAGGAGGAGUAGCUGCUCCCUCUCCCGAGAAAGAGAGAAUGAAAGAGAAAGAGAGAGGAACAGACAGCGGGAGCUGGAGAAAGAGAGAGAGCGGGAAAGGGAAAAGGAGCGGCAGCAUAGAAAAGAUGCCCCCCCACCUCGCCGCCCCUCUUCCUCUUCUUCCAGCUCCUCCUCCUCUUCCCCCUUGCCUUCACCACCCCAGGAGAGGAAAGAUAUGAAAUCGAUGGAGAAAGACCAGAAAGAUCGGAAAACAGAGCGAGAGGACAGAGAGGUGGACAGAAGGAGGAAAAGUCGAUUGUCUCCAUCGCCAAUCCCCUCCAGAGACUCCAUCCGUGUCCCGGCUUCAGAGAGCAGAGGCUCCCACUCAGAGAGCAGACACUCUGAUCCUCUCGCUGGAAGGUUGCCUGCUGACCACCCACCAGAACCCAGGGAGUCCACAAGAGUUCCAUCAAGCAGCCAGCCGCAACCUGCGGCCCCACGACCUUCAGACCACACAUUCAGGAGUGAAAACACAGUCAAUGGGAAGGAAGCAAAGGACGACAAGAAAGGCAAGAGGAGUAGCAGCUCCAGCUCCUCCUCCUCAUCAUCAUCAUCCUCUUCUUCCUCCUCAUCUUCAUCCUCCUCAUCAGACAGCUCUGACUCUGAGGCAGAGCAAGGAAAGGGAAAGACAGAUAAAGCCAAGAAUUCGUCCUCGUCAUCUUCCUCAUCCGAAAGUGAAAAGGAAACAAAGAAGAAAAGCCCGCCCAGACGUCAGAGGGUGCCAGCUGAUUCGCUAAGAGAUUCUCGCUCACUCAGCUAUUCUCCUCCAAGACACAGAAGAGCAGCACAUUCCCCGCCCACCCGCAGGAGUGGCAGUCGGCAGUCCCCAAGUCGCUCACCCAGCAGCAGGCGAAGGAAAUGAGCUGACAACUUGUGACGCUUCACGUCUGUGUCGUCUCCCUUCACACCUUUGCCUGGUCUGAACUGGAUUGUACCAUGGACUUCAGAGCCAAUGGUCAAAUUAGAUACAGAUCUGUGAAUGCGAAGGGAACAUGUUUUUGUUUCUGAGCUGCCACAGAUAAAUCAGCAAAUCUUGUAACCAGCAGAGACUGGGAGGUCACCUUUACAAAGCCGGCUUGAAAUAUUUCUUUAAAUGAGCUGAAGAGAAAACUGUAGGGGAAGCAGGCCAAUAGCAAGGCGACAUUAGCACUGAUAGGUGCAACAGUUGAACCACAACCCCCCUUCUCACACACACACACACACACACACACACACACACACAACACACAGUAAUAUAAAAUCAACCUUAAUCCAGAGAAUAUUCUCUUGACUUUACUCUGUCCUCUGUACUUGUACCGUCUGUUGCGUUCUAAAUGUAGAUAUGAGCCGUCUGUAUUUUGGUUAUUAUCACUGAACAGAUAUGCGAUUUCCAUUUAAUGUGAUUAGGAACUGCAACAUGUUGGUUAUUUCUUUGUUGAAAAUGAUUAAUGAUAAUAAAAGCAGCUGUACAUUUUA
This is a messenger RNA of Myripristis murdjan (pinecone soldierfish), 5091 nucleotides long. It is a transcript of the gene srrm2, whose product is annotated as serine/arginine repetitive matrix 2. Gene Ontology annotation, cellular component: nucleus. The record is from RefSeq and is a predicted model, not a curated record. NCBI's taxonomy places the organism in Eukaryota, Metazoa, Chordata, Actinopteri, Holocentriformes, Holocentridae.